This is a messenger RNA of Pocillopora verrucosa, 693 nucleotides long. The record is from RefSeq and is a predicted model, not a curated record. NCBI's taxonomy places the organism in Eukaryota, Metazoa, Cnidaria, Anthozoa, Scleractinia, Pocilloporidae.
AUGGAGAAGUCGUCGGGAGAGGCUCUGACCAAGGUUAUGAAGGUCAACUGCACCAACAACAGACCAGUUAAAGUGAGGGAUACCAUCUUGGAGGAAGUAACAUCUUUUGUCUACCUAGGCAGUGUAGUCAGCAUUGACGGAGGUUCCGAUGAAGAUUUCAAGGUCAGGAUAAACAAAGCCAGAGUAGCUUUCAAUACGCUGAGGAAAGUGUGGUCCUCCCAUGUCAUCUCACGGAGAACCAAAUUUAGAAUUAUUAACACCAAUGUCAAAGCAGUCCUCCUCUAUGGCUCAGAAACGUGGAGAACAACUAAGCAAACGUCCCAGAAAUUGCAGACCUUCGUCAAUAAGUGCCUUAGGCGAAUCUUAAAAAUCAGUUGGACUGACAGGGUAACGAACGAGAUGCUGUGGGAAUUAGCAGGCGAGGAACCAAUCAUAACUCAGAUCUCAAAGAGAAAGUGGAGAUGGAUAGGUCACAUCCUAAGGAAACCGGCUAACAACAUCACCCGGCAGGCACUACGUUGGAACCCCCAGGGCAAGAGAAAGAGGGGUCGUCCCAGGAACUCCUGGAGAAGAGGUGUAGAGUCCCAAAUGAGAAACUGGGGCCACACUUGGGCCACUUUAGGAAGAUUUGCCCAGGACAGAACCCGAUGGAGGACGGAACUGGUUAAUGGCCUAUGCUCCAACCGGAGCUAA